AUGUCUUCAACUACUGUUUGUCAUCAAGAGCUUCAACUCUGUGUCGAGUCGCUUGUUAAGCUCCAACUGGUUCCGGCAAAACCGACUGAAGUAGUCACCAUUCCCGAAACUCAGGAGGUCGGAGAAACCAGUGACAAAACUAGCUGGAGCUUCCUCCAGGCCUUCACCACUGUGAUUCAGAACCCUAAAACAGAGACCGAAACUGAAGAGGUCUAUGUCCACCCGCUUGACAAGCGCUCGGCUUUGGUGCUCAGUCCCAGAAGCCUGGAAAUGUGCACUGAAAACUUGGGCAGCGAGACGGGAUGCGAUGAGAGCAGUGAUGACAUGUCUUUUCCUUUGCUUCAAAGCAGCGACAUUCCUGUCCUCUCACUUGAAGCUGAGAAAACGCCAACAUUCUCUGCUUCAGAAGAGAGUAUCGUGGAAACCCCAAGGUUGAGUGAGACUGAUCCUUCACCAAAGAGAUUGGUUCGUCGUGUUAAUGGCAGGAAUAACUUUCCUCCACCUUUGACAUCCCUCAGUGACUCCAAUGGCGUUCAAUUAUUGCCUCGCCGAGAAAGCGGUAGGCUUGUUCUGAAAGCCGUGCAUGUCACUUCUCCUGGACACUACUUUGAAGCAGAGCGCGGCGACGGGCGGCUCAGGCUUCGCUUGUUGAUGGAUAUGCCUCUGAACUCUGAGGAGGUUGAAGAAGAUGAUGAUGAAGAAGAAGAUGAGGCUGUUAAAGAAGAUAAAGUGGUUGAAGAGAUGAUGGAAGUUGAGACUAAAACAUGUCGGGAGGAAGAGGAAGAGGCAAUGGGAGUGGAAGCGGAGGACAGAAGUGGUGUCCCUUGCGAGACAGAGGAGGAGGAAAUGGAAGAAAAUGCUGAAAUGGAGGAGAAGCUCCGUAGCCGGUGCAAGGAAUACCGGCGUGGUAACGACAAAGUGUUCAUGAAUUGGCCACCGGAGUCGUUUAAGGUCGCUACCUAA
Molecule: messenger RNA, 963 nt
Organism: Argentina anserina (silverweed cinquefoil)
Lineage: Eukaryota; Viridiplantae; Streptophyta; Magnoliopsida; Rosales; Rosaceae
Product: protein FANTASTIC FOUR 1-like
Exons: 1
Coding region: 1-963 (320 amino acids)
Source: RefSeq, a predicted model, not a curated record